AUGCAGGGCCUUGCGCAUGGUACCGAGGCCCGGUACGUGCUGCACCCCGACGGCGAGAUUGUGGGCGUCGUAGGACGAUCUUUUGCCAUUUCGCCGUCUUCUUGGUUCAUCCCGACCAGCCUCGCUAGCACCCUCCUCGCUAGCACCCUCCUCGCUAGCACCCUCCUCGCCAUCACCCUCCUCGCCAUCACCCUCCUCGCCAUCACCCUCCUCGCUAUCACCCUCCUCGCUAUCACCCUCCUCGCCAUCACCUAUGCCGACGCCUCCUUCGCUGACGACCUCGUACAUCGCUACUCCACAGGCGCCCACGUCUUCCUAGCCGGCUGCUAA
Messenger RNA from Lasiosphaeria miniovina, 330 nucleotides. RefSeq lists its product as uncharacterized. Bases 1 to 330 code for a protein of 109 amino acids. The record is from RefSeq and is a predicted model, not a curated record. The transcript is spliced from 2 exons. Lineage: Eukaryota; Fungi; Ascomycota; Sordariomycetes; Sordariales; Lasiosphaeriaceae.